Messenger RNA from Stylophora pistillata, 3373 nucleotides. RefSeq lists its product as uncharacterized. Gene Ontology annotation, cellular component: membrane. Gene Ontology annotation, molecular function: protein binding; ligand-gated monoatomic ion channel activity. The record is from RefSeq and is a predicted model, not a curated record. NCBI's taxonomy places the organism in Eukaryota, Metazoa, Cnidaria, Anthozoa, Scleractinia, Pocilloporidae.
UUCUGAAUGUCAGGACGCCUUGGGUAUGGAAAGGGGUGAAAUUUCUCAUGAUCAAAUAAGUGCCUCUUCAGAGUACGGCUAUGUUAAUGCUGCCGAGUAUAGCCGACCUAAUGUCGAUUAUGGUCAUGGAUCGUGGUCAGCUUUACAGCUAGAUCAGAAACAAUGGCUUCAAGUUGACCUAAUAACUUACUGUACUCAAGUCACGGGUGUGGCAACACUAGGAAGAGCCAGUGAUAGGUUCAAUCAGUGGGUGAAAUCGUACCACUUACAAUACAGUAAUGAGACAGAUACCUUUGAAAACUACAAGGUAUCAUCACCAAACUCAACGGAGAUUUUCCCAGGAAAUACAGACAAUACCAGCGUUGUGUCACAUGAUUUAAAUCCACCAAUCAUAGCACGUUACAUCCGUUUCCAGCCAUUAACGUGGGAGAGUCACAUAUCAAUGAGAGUGGAGCUAUACGGCUGUCAAGGAAAUGAGUCUGGCAACAGCUCUUUUCGUUGGACACAAUGGAGUGAAUGGAGCAUUUGCAGCAAGUCAUGUGAUCAGGGUGUACAGUUUCGUAACAGGACUUGCGUAUCACCGUGUAAUUGCAGUGAGAGUUCAUAUCAGCAGAACAGAAGCUGUAUCUCUCAAGGUUGCCCAGACUCACCGGAUUCAACGUUAGAACAACCAUCAAACAUGAUCACUUUAAAAACAAGCCCCAGCUCUGUAGCAGUCCAAUGGAAACCUUACACCGGUAGAUUCCAUUUGGUGGCCUACCGCGUGUUAGUGCUCCGCAUGAGAGCAGGGAAGAGUAGGAAGAUACGGUCGACAUCAAACAUGGCGGGCGAGCUGCUAAGGAACUUUACGGUUGGCCCUAAUGUCACAUCUUGUGAGAUUGGAAAUCUGUCAGCGUUCACCAAGUAUUGUGUCCGCAUUGGAGCCAUUACCUUGGAAUCCGGGGAUGAAAGUCUCAGUGACUGUUAUUACCUUUCUACAGAAAAAGAAGAAGUGUCCCUUCCGCCUCCACCAGAAGCAAACGCCACCACUAAUGGAUCCUCAUCAGUAACUGUCCAUUGGAAACCUAUGCUUAACCAGACAAUACUAGGAUAUAUCAUUUUCAUUCGCGAUACUAACAGGACAAUAACUGUUGGAUGGUGUGUGACGAAAAUCACCGUGGAGUCCAGUGGCUGUGUCGAAAUGGCAAGUUUCACUACUGCAGGGUGGGGAAACACCACAGGGUGUCUUCAGGCAGAGAAUUCAGUAACAACAGCAACGCCAGUGUCACCAGAACCAGUGCCAGUUGUUAAUGAGACUGCUCCAAAGAUCACUGCAUCGAUAAGAAAAUCGCAAACAACCAUACUGGUCAGGUGGGAUCCAAAGACAAUUUCUGGUGUCAAAGGAGAAAUUAUUGGAUACGAUUUGGAGUUUAAACUCAUUGAAGUUAAUGGAAUUCCAAAAAAGGAUGCUUUAUGGAGGUCCUUGAUAUUCGGUUGUCAUCAGUUUAAAACAGAGUACAAUCUUACAGACCUUUUACCAUUUGCACGGUAUAAGAUAAAAAUGGCUGUAUUCACCUCAGAAGGUGUUGGAAAAUACAGUGAGGCUGUGUAUGGAGUGACUUGCGCGUGCGCGGAGUUUAUCACAGCUCGUUCGAAUUCGCACUCACAGCUGGAUAUUAUCACUUCCACUUUGACAAAAGUCAUAUCGGACCUUCUCUUAGACACUUGUGGUAAAUGCGAGGAUUACACAACAAAACUUAUUUAUAGUAAUAAGAGUGACGAUGGCAAUGGACUUGAUUUCCCAGUCAGCAAAACCUCAUUUGGGCAGAGUGAAUACAGCAGGUUUGUGCCAGUGAUUACAGUUCCAGGAGUAUUGGUGAUAACAAGGAAGUCAGAUCUAGGCCUGGUGCUGACCCAACUGGCAAGCGGCUCGGUUCUAUCAUCGUGGCCUAUCGCAGUGGUAACUGUAGUGACGGCUACAUUAGCGGGAAUAGUUAUCUGGUGUUUGGAUUCCAAGGAAAACUCUGAACAAUUUCCCCAUCAGUUCGUUAAAGGAGCUGGUCAAGGAUUCUGGUGGUCAUUUAUUUCUAUGACAACUGUCGGGUAUGGUGAUCUUUGUCCGAAGUCUAUACCUGGCAAAUUAUUCGCUAUAGUCUGGUUUCUUAUCGGCCUUGUGAUCUUCUCCGUUUUCAUGGGAACUUUAACUUCACUGCUGACUGUUACCACUGUCAAGAAAACUAUUGGAUCACCGCAAGGAACAGAUAUGAAAACGGUUGCAGUUGUGGCUGAUUCGCCUGAAAAACGUGUUGCAAUUGGUUCUCUUAGUGGCAAAGUCACUGUUGGAAAACAAUUUCCAGAUGUAGAACAUCUUGUGAGGGCUUUAAACGACGGUGCAGUUGAGAGCAUUCUGGUAGAUAUGUACACGCCGGUGAAACGAAAGGAUUUGUUUAAUGGUUCCUGGUAUGAAAUUUUCAAAUUACUAGAGGCUGAGAUCUCUCAUGGCGUUCUUCUACAUGGCCAAACUGUUAGCCUGGUGGAAGAAUUGAAGAAAUUGAUCAUUGCUAAAAAUGUACAGACAGAAUAUUUACAAGAUGCAAGUGCAGACCCGGAAGUUGAGGAGAAAGUUUUAGAGGAAGAGCCUGUAACAUUUUUUGAGCCAGAAAGUCCCUAUUUUCGUACCACCAUGUACACAACUCUAGCAGCUCUGGGAGUGUGUUUGUGCUGCGGGAUGCUGUACCAAGCGCUUUUCUACAAAAGAAGGCGUGCACUUGGCAAUAAUAUCAAUAGUAACGCUGUCGUCCCUAAAAAUACUGCUUCUGCUGCUGAUUUGGAAACAGCCGUUGAAGAAUUUUACUCAUCGUUUACUUCAACGUACAAGGAACUAAGAAGAAAAUUCAAGGCUGAGUUGAUACAACUGGAGAAAAUCAAGCGACAAGGGGGGAAAAACUUGAUGCUAAAGAACUUUCAGAUAUUUGAAUCUGAAGCGUAAAUUUUUUUUAACACUUUUGUAAGCAUAUAAUUAAUAACAGCAAUAUUCGCUACACUUUGUACAGCCAUGACUUGAAUUUGUCGUUCAUGAUUUCUACAGCCAGCUUAUUCGUAAGGUGAUUUUGCCGCCAGGCCACUCGCAUGACUGUCUAAACCCAUCUAUCUGUAGCACCUUUCCGUGGUAAUGCGUUUGUUCUACAAAUUGCAAUAGUACAUUGUUUGAAAUUAAGAUAUUGAUUGAUUGCAUUCCCAAUUGCCACUUGUCAUGAUUUGGUAAUCAUUUUGAGGUUAAUGAUGUACAUGUUUUUAUAUUACACGAUUUGCCAGGGAACACCAUAAUGAUGGUGGACUUAACCUUAGUAGUUUAAACGGCAUUAACGAUUCAUAAUAAAGCCUUUGUAGUACA